This is a messenger RNA of Phlebotomus papatasi, 326 nucleotides long. RefSeq names its product histone H4. Gene Ontology annotation, cellular component: nucleosome. Gene Ontology annotation, molecular function: structural constituent of chromatin; DNA binding; protein heterodimerization activity. Gene Ontology annotation, biological process: nucleosome assembly. Bases 1 to 312 code for a protein of 103 amino acids. The transcript has a single exon. The record is from RefSeq and is a predicted model, not a curated record. NCBI's taxonomy places the organism in Eukaryota, Metazoa, Arthropoda, Insecta, Diptera, Psychodidae.
AUGUCUGGUCGUGGUAAGGGCGGCAAGGGUUUGGGUAAGGGGGGCGCCAAGCGCCACCGCAAGGUGUUGCGUGACAACAUCCAGGGCAUCACCAAGCCGGCCAUCCGGCGUCUGGCUCGUCGUGGCGGCGUGAAGCGUAUCUCUGGAUUGAUCUACGAGGAGACCCGUGGUGUCCUCAAAGUCUUCUUGGAGAACGUGAUCCGUGACGCCGUGACUUACACUGAACACGCCAAGAGGAAGACAGUCACUGCCAUGGACGUUGUCUACGCCCUCAAGCGCCAAGGUCGCACUUUGUACGGUUUUGGUGGUUAAGCUGGGUCCCUCAG